CAAGCGAUGAAUACAUGUGUCUUUAUGACUGUAUGAGUUGCAAGAUUUGACAGAUUGUUAUUCUUUCAUGUUUGCAAUGGUCGUUUAAAAAUAAAGAAUUCGUAAAAGUAAUCUUCUCAAAGUGUUAACCUCUUGAAUUGUAUCGUAAUGGAUACUGAUACACGUGCAGAGUUAUAUGAAAAUUGGAAGAAACGAGCUUUUGUUGGUCCUCUUCCACAAGGUUUCCUGAAAUUAGAAGAUCGUAAUGCACAGCAACAACAAGAAGCAGCCGAUCAACAGGCUGCAUUGGCCUUGCAUCAAUUACAGAUGCAAAGUACUCCUGUAUUACCUGACCCACGUAUGGGCAAACUUAGUAUAACAAUUGCCCAGGCAAAAUUAGUAAAAAAUUAUGGGAUGACAAGAAUGGAUCCAUAUGUUAGGUUAAGAGUUGGCCAUUCGAUUUAUGAAACACAUACAGAUUCAAAUGGAGGAAAAAAUCCACGUUGGAAUAAAAUUAUACAAUGCUUUUUACCACCAGGAGUUACACAAAUAUAUAUAGAAAUAUACGAUGAAUGUUCUUUCGUAAUGGAUGAAUUAAUCGCAUGGGGUCAUAUAGACAUACCACCUAAAGUUCUUCAAAAUAAUGAAACACACGAAGAUUGGUAUAUGCUUAGUGGCAAGCAAGGCGAUAACCUGGAAGGCAUGAUUAAUUUAGUUUUCAGUUAUAUGCCUAAAUGUCCUCCCUAUAUGCCUGGACCUGUAAUGAUGGUACCUUCUGCGACGAUGUUUGGUAUGACAUCGUAUGCACCUGUUAAUGUAUAUACCACACCUCAACCAGUAUCAGCUAUUGCAACACCACCUGUUGUACCAAGUUUGCUACCAAAUGCUGAAGUGGAAUUAAAACAGCUUGCGGAGAUGUUUCCAAAUAUUGACAAAGAAGUUAUCAAAUCAGUAUACGACGUUAAUCAAGGGAAAAAGGAUAUAACUAUAAAUUCACUACUUCAAAUGUGUGAAUAAAUUUUAAAAAUAUUCUAUACAAAGAAUUCUAUAUAAUAUGUUAUAUAGACUAUAUUGGAUCGAUGAUGUAUUAUGGGAUACUACGAGAGAAUAUAAAACGGAUAUUUGCUACUAUAACGAUUAUAAAUUUAUUGAUUGCUUUGAGAAAAAAAAAAUUGUAGAAUGAAAAUAACAGCGAUACAGGCUUUGCAUGAUUUCAUUGUGCACACAUUUUAAAGACCAGAAAAGUUCUAUGAUGUGAUACAUUUGCCUUCUUCUGCCUUUGCUAAUGUCUCAUUAUAAGAUUUUUCAAACAAUUAGAAAUUAAUUUGAGCUUUAUAGUAAACGUUUCAAUCAAUAUCCCUGUCUAUAUUGUUUCGUGUAAUAUAUUUCUUAUAAAUUUAA
Molecule: messenger RNA, 1380 nt
Organism: Polistes dominula (European paper wasp)
Lineage: Eukaryota; Metazoa; Arthropoda; Insecta; Hymenoptera; Vespidae
Product: toll-interacting protein A
Biological process (GO): ubiquitin-dependent protein catabolic process
Cellular component (GO): cytoplasm
Molecular function (GO): ubiquitin binding; ubiquitin conjugating enzyme binding
Source: RefSeq, a predicted model, not a curated record